This is a messenger RNA of Oikopleura dioica, 2367 nucleotides long. The record is from the annotation of a GenBank genome assembly. Lineage: Eukaryota; Metazoa; Chordata; Appendicularia; Copelata; Oikopleuridae.
AUGUUUUUAAAUUUGUUGUUUCUCCUCCUGGCGCAAAGUGUUUACAGUGAUUCGGAACCCUUUACUAUCUCCAUCGAUGGGCCACAUGAAAUCACCCUUCCCUACGAUGAAGAUUUCGUUCUCACGGGAAAUAUUGAACCCACUGGAAAUGAACUAUUUGAUCCGCAACUAUACGACGUCGAAUGGACUCCAGUAACUCUUCCCAAAGACUCCAAAGCCAGUGAGCUACUGGAUCCAAAAGAGCCAUUAAUCUACAGAAUCCCAAAGGGCGGUCUAACCGUCAGUGGCUUGUACAAAUUUUCGCUUUUCGUUUCGUCUACCUCCAAUUCAAACUACAACCAAACCGCCUUUUUCGAUGUGACGGUGCAUGAUAUGCAAUCAAAAGUGCCUCUUACUGUAAAUAUACCGCCCAAAGUCGUGCAAUUACCGCAAACUCAUCUCGUCCUCCAGCCAGAAAUCAAUUUCGAGGAUUAUCCCGAGGAAUCGUUAACGUUCAAGUGGGAAGAGCAAGAAGUUCCUCUCAACACAGCGGAGCUCAUCGUCGACGCGAUAAAAAACGAAGCGUCGCUGGAAAUCGACGUCGCUCCGGAAGCAGCCAACAUUACUUUCCUCUUGACCGUAUCAGACAAUAACUCUGACCAGAAAGUGGAAGUACACGCCUCAUUACAAAUUAUCGAAGAAAAAGACGAGCCUCCUACCGCUGUAAUCAUCCCAAAAGAGUUCAAAAUCACGCUUCCGACUUCCACCGCUAAACUGUGCGGAAACUCGUCGACAGACGACCACGAAGUAGUCGAAUAUCUCUGGGAAGUGGAAAACGAUGAGAAUCCCGAAGUUGUCGAUCUGUCCGGCUCGCACGAGCCUUGCCUUUCCAUAAACAGCAUCCGCAAACCGGGAACUUAUCAUUUCUCCCUGACCGUGGCAGAUAAAAAGGGGCAAAAGGAUCAGACUACCGCUACGAUCAUCGUUGACCCGGCGAAGAAUAACAACCCAGUAGCUAAACUCCAGAUUGGAAACGUCAUGUUUUCAUCGGAAGGCAGCGCACUCUACUUCAUUCCAAGCACAAAAGAGCUCGUCCUCAACGCCUCCACCAGCGUUGAUCCAGAUGGCGACAGUUUGACGUAUUUCUUCUCCACGGGGAAGAAAGCUCCGUCAAAACAGAUCCUUACCGUAGAUCCGCUCGAUCAAAGAAUCGCCAGGGUUUCAAACAUCACCGCAGUCGGCCUCUACAAGUACCAACUGACGGUGACGGAUGAUGGAGAGCCACAACUAUCAGAUUCGGUGGAAAUCGUUGUCAACGUCACUACUGGUGCAAAGCCGACUAUCGUCGUCGAGGAAGAGCAAACAAAGGUUGGCCCUCGUGCAAACUUUGCUAUUGACGCUUCGCGCUCUCAUUCUUUCGACGAUUCUUUACUUUCGUUUUCGUGGACGGCUGAUCCAUCCGUCCUCGCUGGAUUCACCGUCUACAACAACUCCAUCAACUCGCCUAUCCUUCAAAUCUUAAACGCCAACAUCGGCACCUACAAGUUCACCGUCACUGUUACCGACAAGAUCGGUCAAACCAACUCUCAAAUCGCCACUGUCAACGUCGUCGAGGAUCCAGAAAUCGAUACUAUCAUUGAAAUCACCGUUUAUGACUGCCCAAUGAUUACGAAAAAGGAGUCAAAAGAUGCUGAAACGGAGCUGUUGCUUAAUUUAGCGGAUAACGAGCCUGAAUUGACAAAAGUGUCUAUUACCCACGUUUUCCAGCCCUUCCACUCCCCGGACUUGGUGCUUCUCGCAAAAGCAUACGACAUCUUCGAAAACGCAACGGAAACAUCUCAAGUCGUCCCCUUUCUCGACGGAGCGCUCGUCUCAAGCGGCGGCUUCAAAUCAUUUUGUCGCGGGCAUCCUGUCACUGCCAGGCCUCUCGUUUGCCUCUCCGACUGCAGUGGCCACGGCAUUUGCUCCAACUCGACGAAAGAGUGCGAAUGCGACAAGUUCUGGAUUCGCAAUCCAAUGCUGGCGUAUCAGAAUUGCGCCUGGAGCCUUGUGUACUUGGUCCUGUCCAUUUUUCUGAUUCUCAUCAGUGUCCUCGCCGCUGUAAUAAUGCUAACACGAAAGCGAAAACAGAAAAGCGGGCGAGCAAAGAAGCAUCAGAAGCGUCGAUCGGACUAUGCCGCUCUUCAUGCCUUGGAUUCCGAAACUGACGAAGAUGAAAAAGCACCGUCGAAAUUCUCUCGUCCACGGAAGAAGCGCCCACUGCGAGCAAGACCGCCGAAACCUAUAAAGAGCGAUCACGUCGCUCUGAUCGACUCCGACGGUGCUCCAGGGACGAGCGAUUCGGAUACGCUCUUCGAGAAGCCGCGCUUUUCGGAAGAAAUCCUGUAG